CGCAGACGUGCGAGGUGACAGGUUAAAAAAAUUAGAAGAAGACGAACCACAAUGUGUAGUAGUGUGCUGUGUGGUCGAGGCAGGUUUGUCCUAUCUCAGACUGCUGGCCGUCAAGCAUUAGCUGCUCUCAGAGUCAACAGAACCAGAACCUUCUCUGCUGCAAGCUCAGAUGAGCCUUACAUUACUGUAUCACCCACAGAUUCAGGCCCCAGGACCGUGUGGCCUGAUGAGAACAUGGGACCAUUCGGACCUCAGGACCAGCGCUUCCAGUUACCGGGUAACGUUGGGUUUGACUGUCACCUGGAAGGCAUGGCGGACCAAAAGAAGGCUCCCGUCCAUAGGACGGUACCUGAUGUGCUGACAACCCCAAGCAGCAUGGAGAGACACCAGUUUGUACUGGCCCAGUUUGUCAGUGAGUUCCAAGGAAAACUGGGUCCUAUAUCCAUGAGGGUUGACAAAGCUGAGCGGUACUUUAAUCAGACACACACAGACUGCUCCAUAAAUUCCUGCCCUGAGCUGUUAAGGAAAGAUUUGGAGCUGUUGUUCCCCUCGGCGCCCACCAACUCUAUCACAGUUGUGACGGUCACACAGAGCAGCAGUCUGUGCGAGGAGACUGCAGAGCAGGACAGAGAUCAGCUGCUGCACAGAUUUGUGAGCGGUGCGAAGGAGAUGUGUUUCGCUCUGUGGACUGCAGGAUACUGGGCGGACUUCAUUGACCCAACAACAGGAGCAGCUUUCUUUGCAUCUCCAUCAAGUCAAACCACACUGCGAACAGAGGAGGAACUGGGACAUUCGGGCUUUCACAUCGAGGUGUCGGGCUCCUGCACAGUUAUUCGCCACAUCUUGAGAGGAACGCCUUUGUUCGUGGGGACUGUUUUCACUAACGCACCUACUCACAGUGCUGCCAUCGCCAGACUACAGGGACUUUCAAAUGUACUUGAAGAUGAGGAAUAGGCUGCUUCGUAUUUUUAUCCAGAAGUAAAUCCAGACACAAGGCCUCUAUUUAUGGUUUGAAGAAGCGUGCAAGCUAAUGUACAGUAGUGUCGGUACAUGGUUUGUGUCAGUGGAAGGUUGUGCACAGUUUUGUCUUACUGUAACACAGCCGCGAGGCGAAAGUUAGUACCACGAAGCACUUGACCUUGGUGCUUUCUCAACUUUUAACCCGACUUGUCCUGCACUACAUCCAGGGAGAAACCCACUCGGUGCAGUGGGAAUUUCAUAAUGUGAUAUUUGCCAUUUAAGAAGUCUGUAGGACACGUUUUAGAGGAUGGCGUCGUCGUGUUUUAGGAAAUUAGAAACAUGAAUAUGAAAUGGAAACCUUUCAGAUGUACUCAGGCAGCUGUAAGUAAUUCAUGUGAAAACAUCCAGAUUCAAACACCUUAAGAUUAGAUCAGGUUGACACUUUUCUUACUUGUGUAUAUAUAUAUACAGUGUUCUUUUGUUUUUUUCUCCUUGAUAUGUUGCACAGAAUCUAAAGAUAUAUUGAUACUGUUUGAGUUGAAGCACUACAGUUGUGUCAGAACUGCUGAAUAAAUAAAGUGACAUCUCAUCAGGUUGCAAAGA
Messenger RNA from Seriola aureovittata, 1563 nucleotides. It is a transcript of the gene mmadhca, whose product is annotated as metabolism of cobalamin associated Da. The record is from RefSeq and is a predicted model, not a curated record. Gene Ontology annotation, biological process: cobalamin metabolic process. Gene Ontology annotation, cellular component: mitochondrion. Bases 52 to 954 code for a protein of 300 amino acids. Lineage: Eukaryota; Metazoa; Chordata; Actinopteri; Carangiformes; Carangidae. The transcript is spliced from 8 exons.